CAAUGGAACGCCGCCUUCAUCACCAUAUCGAUGCCCGACAUCCGACCUCCCCUCUCGCGUGGAGGACCCGUGGACUACGGGGCGGACCUGUCAUUUGAUCAUAGGGUUCGCGUACGUGUGUCAAUCGAGCACGUUGAUGGGCGUGGAAACAACAACACACACAUACACGCACGUGACGGGGUCGAUUGGGAGAUUCGCGAUGGGGUUAUAUGUUGUCGUUAUGCGUUGUCGAACCACAGCUAAGAUAGGGUAGGAUAUCGAAACACCGACCUGCAGUACGUUGGAUCUCAUGGCGCGAGUCACGGUCACGAUCACCCGUGAAAGCCGUCCGCUUCUCACCCGACGUUCAACUUUCCCGACGGACGCUCCAAACCCCGUUAGAAUCGCGUUUCUCAGAUGCCCAAGUUUCACAUGGGAAGAAUCAUCCAGCCACGUUAGAAUAGUCACCUCGUUCUCUGCUCCGUCGCGGCUUUUGGGGGCUGGUGUUUCAUCAAACCGACAGUCCAGCCCGCACUGUACUGUAGAAUGGUUCAUUUCGACUCAUCCAUCAAGGAGGGAAUCUGCGGAGGGGACCUCGACCAUCAUGAGGCCCCAAAGGAAAACUCAAGCGGCUUUCGAAUCACCCCAUAGAUCUUUCUUUUCUCGCCCGAUGAAUUUCGGCGAGUGUUUCACCAUGGGAAAAGCAUCACGCCGUGCCACGACCGCGGGUGGGGGGUAUUUCUUUUUCGGGCAGCAAGACCUCUUUUUCUAUGUGGGAGGCGCAGGAAAGUGUCCGAAGACCAGAGGGAGAUAGAGAAAGUGGGAGAGAGUGAGACAGAGGGAGAUAGAGUUUCGUGAGCGGCGCUGGCGGGUGGGUGCCUGACGAUCAAGGGUCCGAUGUCUCUUCCCUUUUCCUCGCGGAGAAAUACAAUCAAUAGUCAUGUCCUCUGUUUUCCCCCGACU
Dissoconium aciculare CBS 342.82 is the source of this 942-nucleotide messenger RNA. RefSeq lists its product as uncharacterized. The coding region runs from base 290 to 793 and encodes 167 amino acids. NCBI's taxonomy places the organism in Eukaryota, Fungi, Ascomycota, Dothideomycetes, Mycosphaerellales, Dissoconiaceae. The record is from RefSeq and is a predicted model, not a curated record. The transcript has a single exon.